AACCUUAACAAAAUACUUGACUGACAUACCAAAAAAAUGUAUUAAGAAACAAAAAACGGAUGGCCAUGGGUUGCAUAAAAUCGCCGAACUAUCGAAACAGCCAAAUGUCCGAUAGUGCCAUCGAUAAUUCUGGCAGCUCUAGUCGCGAAAACACAGACGCAAGAAAAAAGAAAAACAGACGAAGAGGGAAUACGGGAUUACGAAUACGCGGGAAGUGCAGAAAAAUCGCCCAAAUUUUCACGCGCAACGAUUAACGAAAAUAAACAGCCUCACCAUUGAUCAAUUCCUGCAACUGCAAGAGCGGAUCCGUAACUUCGAGGGCAUGCUUGGCGGCGGCAGCGGGGAGCGUCUGUGCACGCCAAGCACUUCGGCCGGCCCCUUCCGCAUCUUCUCCGUGGCCGGAUUCCAGAACCGGGCCAAUGACAUUGUCUACUGCCCGCCGAUCGUGCGCCAGCACUCUGUGCACGUGCCGGAGGACUCAACGGCCAUCAUUUACUUUGGCGGCGACGUACAGGACUUCCCGGAGAGCAUGGAGACGAACCGAGAUAGCCGGGGCUACAUGAAGUACAACCUCGAGAACUCGGCCAUCCUUCUGCGCGAGGCUUUCCCCAGGUCACACAUCAUCGUCAUUCGGCCAGUGCGCAUGGAGUUUAAGACAUUCAGCUGCUUCGACAACUUUGUGAGGGGCAACAACGCUGGAGUUCCGGAUCACACGCCCAUGAAUCAUGCCCUCCAGCACCUAGAAAAACUGCUCCAGAAUCUGUCGCAGCGACUGAUAUCCAUACCCGAGAACGAAAUCCUGGAUCAGGCCGCUCAGGCGGCAGCAGCUGCGGCGGCGGUGGCUGCUGCAGCUGCAGCCGCCGCCCUGACGCUUUCCAACGCCACGGUCACCUCGGAGUCCAACUCGCAGUCGGCACCGGCCAGCGACAGCAGCCAGGAGAUGGACAUUGACAUUCUGCAAGUGCAGGAGAAUAUCACAGUGGACGCGGAUGGGGCGGUUAUAUUUCCCAUUGUGGGCAGCGAUGCGCCGGAGACGGUGAACAAUGUGUCCGGAAAUAAUGGCAACGUCGGCGCCGGGAACGAGGACGGUAUGAACAACCACCAGGAGCAGGUGAAUAACCAGCCAAUGCAACAGCAGCAGACAGCGGCGGCCAUAAAGAUGACUUCUCCCACAACGGCGCUAAAUGCCACCAACAACGUGGAGCACUACAACAACGAUUGUGCCACGAGGCCGGUUCCUGCCACAACUGCAGCAUCAGCCGCGGCAACGGCAACGUCCUCAUCCACGGCAACCGGCGACAGCAAUCCGCUGUGGUGGCGUGAGAACCUCAACCUAGACAAGUCCAAGCUAGUACUGAUUGGCUUCAGCAAGGGCUGCGUCGUGCUCAAUCAAUUCAUCUACGAGUUCCACUAUCUGAAAACACUGACGCCCGACGACAGCAGCAUGUGCCGACUGCUAUCCCGCAUCUCGGACAUGUACUGGCUGGAUGGCGGGCACGGGGGCCAGAAGAACACAUGGAUCACCUCCCGCAGUCUACUGGAGACGCUCACGCGCAUGGCAGGCAUGAACAUCCACGUCCACCUGACGCCCUACCAAGUGCAGGACGAUCGCCGACCCUGGAUUCGCAAGGAAGAGAAGCUGUUCACGGAGAUGCUGAGGCGGCUGAAUGCCCCGAUUACCCGGCACUUGCACUACGACAACCAGCCUGCGAACCUAAUGACCCACUUUGAGGUGCUUCAGGCUUUCUGCCAGCAUGUUCAUGCCCUGAACCAGCAGCAACAACAGCUCCAGCAGCAGCAGCAGCAACAGGGUGUGGGGAUCAGCGAGCAGUCGGCGGCGACUGUGGCCACCAACAAUGGUAGCAACAGUCUGUUGGAAGCCGGCGAGGAGGCAAAGUGA
Molecule: messenger RNA, 1900 nt
Organism: Drosophila gunungcola (fruit fly)
Lineage: Eukaryota; Metazoa; Arthropoda; Insecta; Diptera; Drosophilidae
Product: mitochondrial protein C2orf69 homolog
Exons: 6
Coding region: 323-1900 (525 amino acids)
Cellular component (GO): mitochondrion
Source: RefSeq, a predicted model, not a curated record